Drosophila takahashii is the source of this 440-nucleotide messenger RNA. Its product is annotated as putative peptidyl-tRNA hydrolase PTRHD1. Lineage: Eukaryota; Metazoa; Arthropoda; Insecta; Diptera; Drosophilidae. Gene Ontology annotation, molecular function: peptidyl-tRNA hydrolase activity. The record is from RefSeq and is a predicted model, not a curated record.
CAGCUGUUUCUCUUCUUCUUUACCGGCAUUUAAAAAAUUGUUAGGAACAAUUUUUAAUAUUUUUUAACAACAUGAGCAAUAUUGUGCAGUAUAUUAUUGUCCGCAGUGAUUUGCGUUCCGUACUUAGUUGGCCCUUGGGGGCGGUGAUUGCUCAAACUUGCCACGCCACAGCGGCCGUUUUACACUUAAAUUCAGAGGAUGCAGACACCGUGGCCUAUUUAAAAGAUCUGGACAAUAUGCAUAAAGUGGUGCUUGAGGCCAAAGAUGAGGCAGCUCUAGUCAAGCUCAGUGAAAAGUUAAAAGAGAACGAAAUUAAGCACAAAUUGUGGAUCGAACAACCUGAGAAUAUUCCGACCUGUAUCGCCCUGAAACCAUAUAUUAAAGACUCUGUUCAUAAGUACGUUAAGAACUUCAAGCUUUUAAAGUAGUAAUAAUUAAUU